Molecule: messenger RNA, 1758 nt
Organism: Belonocnema kinseyi
Lineage: Eukaryota; Metazoa; Arthropoda; Insecta; Hymenoptera; Cynipidae
Product: jerky protein homolog-like
Exons: 4
Coding region: 282-1676 (464 amino acids)
Cellular component (GO): nucleus
Molecular function (GO): DNA binding
Source: RefSeq, a predicted model, not a curated record
UACACAAACAGGUGUCAUUAACGCCAUUAGUCGUUUAAAUAACCAAGAAAAUGUAGCUCGUUUUUAACCACUUUAACAUAUUUUAUUAAAAAUUUUAAAGCGCAUUUUAAAACCUUUUAAAGAUAAAAAGUAUUGUGAAGGUUAUAACCAUAUUUUUGUCAAUUAUAAUUGAAUGUUUUGUACAUAGUGUUUAGAUUUCGAAACUUCUGUUCUUCGUUUUCUGAAAAUCUCCUGGAACUCUUAUUUAUUUAGGUCUCGGGUCUAGUUUCAAGUCAAAGAGGAUGAGUAUUAAACGAAGAAAAAUACUUUAUCUGGACCAAGACGAACGACUUGAAAUAACAAAUUGGUUAAAUGCAAGAACGAGUGUCGCAAUAGUGGCUCGCGAAUUCGGAAUUUCGGAAGCGACAGUUCGACGAAUAGGCAGAGAAGAUAAAAAGUUGUUGAAACUUGGCUUGAAGGUAAAACCUAUUCAUAAAAGAAGUUCGCAACAAAAGAAACGUCUUCUUCUCGACGAAUGUCUGCUUUUAUGGUACAAGCAGAGAAGAGCCUUAAGUGAAUCAGUUGUCUCAGCAAUAAUUAAAGACACAGCUCGAAGUAUGAGCGAAACCUGGCCCGAAUUAGAAGAAUUUAGUGGCACCAAUGCCUGGUUUUCUAGAUUUAGGAAUCGGCACGGUAUCAAAGUCAAAUAUGCUCUUCGAAAUGUGAAGAGUUUUUGGAACUCGGAAGACCACCAAGAAUUCCAGACGCAUCUUGCCGAACUGAAGAAGGAACACGGAGUUGAAGAUCAUCAAGUUUAUGAUGCGGAUGAAAUCGAAGUUUAUUGGAGGCUCUUGCCGAAUAAACUUGGCCAGAAAGUUUAUGAGGACAAAGUGACAGUCAUGGUUUGUACUAAUGCAACUGGAACUCACAAGGUCCCAUUGCUUGUUAUUGGGAGCGAGAAAAAUCCUAAAUGUUUCGAGGGCGUAUCGAAACUUCCGGUUUAUUAUGUGGCGCAGAAAGAUGCGCUGAUGGAUAGAGAGCUUUUACUUUAUUGGUAUGAAAACGUAUUUUUGCCCUCGGUUCGAGAAUAUCAUAGUGAGACCCAGAAGACGGAAAAAGUACUAUUGAUUAUGGACACGGCUCCGUUUCGGCCUACAAAAGCGGAUUUUGAUUCCUUCGAACCGAUGAGCACAGUGGAGUUUUUUCCACAGAAUAUUCCGUCUAUCAUUCAUCCGAUGAGUUGCGGAAUAACAAAAGAUUUACGAGUGAUUUACAAAGAAUUAUUUGUCAAAAAUUUGUCCAAGGCGAAAAACGAAAUGCUUGUGGAAGCUAUGGUAGAAAAUUACAGUUUCGUCGAUUUCUGUUUUUUAAUCGCAAGCGCUUGGGAAGCUGUUAAAGAAGAAAAUAUAACACACGCUUGGAGUAAAAAUUUAUCAGAAUCUGAUUUCUCACAGGAUAGAAUUAAGCAAGAAAGAGAACAAUUAAUGCGAGUUGUGCAACAAAUUCCGGGAUAUGAACGUGCCUUUUUGGAUGGAGUGAUAUCCUGGGUACAUAAAGAAACUAUUCGACCUGGUUGGAAAGUCAUGACGAAUGAUGAAAUCGUUAAGAUUGUAACUGGAUAUUCAAACGAAACUUCUGAUUUUAUAUGCAAAGAAUCAGAAAUGAAAGAGGAAAUUUCCGAUUCUACAGACGGUUAGAGAAAUUUUUUUAAAACUGUCUUUCUAAUCACUUUUCAGACAUUUUUGUUGUUUUUUCAUAUUUGUUCUCUUUUUGAAUUUU